GCAUUCACUUUUGUACGUUCCCUUUAUUCGCCUCGUUAUCGAUUUCCAGCAAGUCGUUCUUGAAUCAGCUGCUAAAGGAACUGAUCAGAAUGUUGGGGUUGGUUAUGUGAGCUUAUCCAUAGUGUAUGCAGCAUUCGCUAUCUUUAACUGGUUUUCCCCGGUGGCUGUAUUAUUACUGGGUGAGAAAUAUACCAUGUUUCUCGGGUCCAUCUGCUACUUUCUCUUCGUAGCCUGCUUUAUGGAGCCACGUGCUUGGAGUCUGUAUCUUGGUUCAGUUGUUUGUGGAUUCGGGGCGGCAGUUCUCUGGACUGCACAAGGUGCAUUUAUCACUCGAUGGUCAGAUUCUCGCAACAUCAAUAAACAUUUCAGUAUAUUUUGGGCGUUGUUACAAUUAUCGCAGAUCGUUGGCGGUCUGUAUGUCUAUCUAUCCUUGGCGGAUGUGACAUACAUUGACAGACGUUUACGAUUACAGCUUUUCGGUGGUAUGCUGGGGUGCGGCGCCGUAGGAACUCUCCUCUUCCUCGGCCUGCGUCCACCACCCGCUAUUUCACAGCCCGAAGAUCUGUCGGUACUCUCUGUGCCCAACAGUGAAGAUGGCAACGAUGUAAGGGUAUCCCGUCCAAAAAUGGUGUUUGAUUCCACAUUGAAGACAUUCUGUGAGUGA
Molecule: messenger RNA, 664 nt
Organism: Opisthorchis viverrini
Lineage: Eukaryota; Metazoa; Platyhelminthes; Trematoda; Opisthorchiida; Opisthorchiidae
Exons: 6
Source: RefSeq, a predicted model, not a curated record